GUGUGUGUGUGUGUGUGUGUGUGUGUGUGUGCAUAAAUGUAAGGAGCAUCAGUCACCAUUCAUUCUCUUUUUUGAACCUAAUCAGGAUGAGAUUAUUGUUCUCUGUUUAUCUGCUUCAUCUUGUGGCAGUGAAAGCACAGGAAACACAAGGUGGGAGCAUUGACCCAGUGGUCUCACUGAAAAAUGGCCAAAUAAGAGGAGAACUUGUGUCUGUAAAAGGCACAGAGACAAAAGUAAAGCAAUUCCUGGGAAUCCCCUUUGCCCGCCCUCCAGUCGGUCCCCUGCGCCUGGCGGCUCCCCAAGAUCCAGAGCCUUGGGAUGGGGAAAGAGAUGGCACACACCAUCCCCCCAUGUGUAUUCAGGAUUCUGAAAUGGUUGUGAAUGCUUCCAAAGUCAUGUCAGUACAGUACACCCCACCAGAGCUGUCAGAGGACUGCCUGUAUCUGAAUGUGUACACCCAAGCAGGAGUAAAAAGAGGUGACAAACUACCGGUAAUGGUGUGGCUCCAUGGAGGAGGUUUGACAAUAGGUGCUGCAUCUCAGUAUGAUGGAGCUCCAUUGGCUGCAUAUGAAAAUAUAGUGGUCGUUAUUGUCCAAUAUCGCCUUGGCAUUCUAGGAUUCCUGGGCACCGGUGACGAACAUCUUCGAGGAAACUGGGGUUUCUUGGAUCAGCUGGCAGCUCUAAAGUGGGUGCAGGAAAACAUAGAGGCCUUUGGCGGCAACCCUCAAGCUGUCACCAUCGCUGGAGAAUCUGCAGGAGGCAUCAGUGCGUCUAUCCUGACUCUGUCUCCACAAGCUCAAGGAUUGUUUCAUAGGGCAAUUUUUCAAAGCGGCGUUGCAAUGGUUGGAGCCUACACCAGCAGCGCUUCAUUGGGUCUUAUCAAGAUUGUGGGCAACUUGACUGGGUGUUAUGACAUCACGUCACAGAUACUGGUUCAGUGUUUGAGAGCAAAAAGCAAACAAGAGUUAAUUGAUGCGACUAAAAAGAUGAAAAUUUACCUUGGAGCCGUGGUCGACGGCGUCUUUCUGACUGAUACUGCAGAGGAGCUGCUAAAACGGAAAGAAGUGAUGCAGGUGCCGGUGAUGAUGGGAAUAACCAACCAUGAGUUUGGAUGGAUUCUUCCUACGAAUUUUGUUCUUCCUGGCUGGGAGAACGGUAUGACCAGAGAGUCUGUGCUGGCGUUGAUGAACAUCUUCCAUCCUGAAGGGGCCUCUUCAGUCAACAGCCUUAUUGCAGACGAAUACCUGAAAACUGCCAAGACUCCAGAAGAUAUUAGGGACAGAUUCACUGAAGUUAUGGGAGACCUUCUGAUGACACUACCUGUCGUAAAGGUGGCAGACUACCACAGAGAUGCGGGUGUUCCAGUUUACAUGUAUGAGUUUGGAUAUCGUGCUGACACGUACAAACACACCAGGCCCACUUUUGUGAAGGCAGAUCACGGGGAUGAUGCCACCUUUGUGUUUGGAGGAUGUUUCUGGGGUGGAACUGUCCAAAUUAUUGGCAAUUUUACCAAAGAGGAUGAUAGACAGUGUUUAACCAUGAUGAAAUACUGGGCCAAUUUUGUCCGGAGUGGCUCUCCCAAUGGUCCAGGGAUGGUCCCCUGGCCUCGGUACGACAGGCAGAAACAAGAGUACAUGGCCUUCGACCUGAAACAGUCGGUGAGACAGAAACUGAGGGAGGACAGAGUCCAUUUUGCAACAGUCACCCUACCCAAGAAAGUGGAAAAGUUAGCGGCCAAAUCUGGAAGAUGAAAGCAAAAAAAGGCUUGUGUUUAUGUACUGAUACUCCCAGGGUUGUUUCUUUAAAGACCAGUGUUUACCCCUUUUUAGUGGUCUCCAUGAGCCUGACAGUCAUCUAGUAUUUGUUUUCCCGGUGUAUAUGUUUUAAUAAUAGCAUAAAUGUGUAGUCAAAUGAUAACAUAAAUAAAGACAACGGCAUUUAA
Entelurus aequoreus (snake pipefish) is the source of this 1942-nucleotide messenger RNA. It is a transcript of the gene ces3, whose product is annotated as carboxylesterase 3. Bases 87 to 1751 code for a protein of 554 amino acids. The record is from RefSeq and is a predicted model, not a curated record. NCBI's taxonomy places the organism in Eukaryota, Metazoa, Chordata, Actinopteri, Syngnathiformes, Syngnathidae. The transcript is spliced from 13 exons.